UGAGGGGAACAACAACAGCUGAUAUAUAUGUGUGUUGGUGUGUGUGGGCACAUUGUGUUACAGUUGGACGUGGGCUAACACAUGGUAGAGCAGCCCAGCUCUGAGAGAGAGAGAGAGAGCGAGAGAGAGAGAGAGAGAGAGAGAAAGAGACGGGGUAUAUGAGAGGAAAGGGGAGUAAGUUAAAGGGAGGGAGGGAGAGAGAGAGAGAAAGAGAGAGAGAGACAGCGAGAGGGGCAGCCUGCCAGUGAUGGUAACACAGGAUCAACCCUAAACCUUCGGUACCUGUACUUAGAUGAGCUCAUACACACACAUACACAUACAGCCAUGCUGGAAUAAAUAUACAGAAAACCGGUCAGCGCUUUUUAACUAAAAACCUUUAACUGGCAUCAAAUAAAGGGAUCAUAAUGGAGGAAGAAACUCUGUUACGAGAGAGACUGCAAGCUAUAACGGACAAACGACGAAUUCGGGAGGAGAUAGAAAAGAAAAGAAGAAACGCUGAAGAAGAGAAAUUUAAACUUCAGUAUUUAAAGAAGAAAACCCUGCGAGAACAAUGGCUGAUGGAUGGAUUAAAUACCCUUAGCGAAGAGGAACAAGAAUCUGCGAAAGCUCAAACUGAGGACAUCCAGCACCAGGCUGAACUUCUACAGAGCAAUAUUGACCGAAUAGAGGUGGAGAUUGGAGAUUUGGAGACACAGGAACUGGAGAUAUCCGCCAAGGAAGAGAUUAUUUUAAAGCAAUUGAAGGAGGUGGAAAAAACCACAGAAGACAUCAUAAAGGGAGCUACAACCGAGGUUGAAGAGGUGGAUAGAUUGGAGGACGGUGGCACUGGUCAUUCUCAUUUACAGAAUCCAGAACAUUCAGAACUGAAGUCCCUAUCUGAGCCGGUAACCAUGGAAACAAACGAACACUCCGGCACAGCAAACAUAAUCGAUUGUGAAAUGGAAGUCCUGGAGACUGAGUUACCUGAGAGCAAGGACACCGAAAACAAAGACCAAGUCAACUAUGAUGAAGACGUAUUAGAGACUGUUAGUGCAAAAGUAGUGGCAGAUGUUUUAUCGGGUUUGCCUUCUGAAAAGAACGAGACCGACGAGCCUGCGGAGGCUCUUGUGUUAGAGGACACCAGAGAAGAACUUUACCGCAACGAGUCAAUUACCUCUUCAAUCUCCGACACUCCUUCGAGUGUGGAGAGUGUGUGCGAGAAUGAUGUCUUGCAUAGGAGGCAAGAUUCAACCAGGCAGGAACCAGCAGAGAACAUUGCGACCCAACUUGAAGACACUGACGUUGGAGAAAUGUUAGACCCUUUGGGUACAGAAGCGCAGGAAGCCAUCUUGGAUGAUUUUGGAUGUGACGAUCAAGACGAAACCAUCCUUGAGCACUACAUCCGAGAGGAUGUGCUAUCAGAUGUCUCAACGGAAUCUUGCCACGACCCUGACGAACUGGACGAAUGUCUUCGAGUUGAAAUAGCUGCAGCGUCAUCUGAGAGCGAAACUGAAAUGGAAAAAUGGAGGAACAUUUUCUCAUCGUCCAUCAAUAAGGAAGAUGACGAUUCCUAUAUCGACAGCCUUGAGCUGAGCGCACAGGAACUCUUUAUUCAAAAACCUGAAGUUCGGAAUGGUGAUGAUGAUGAUUUGAAGGAAUCUGAAGAGCAAGAGAUCCCUGUUGCAGAAGAAGUGCUGGAACAACCAGAAGCCGAGCCGAAUCAGCAACUACAGGAGAUAUCUUACAGCGCUACCACGCUGUUCCACGAACUGUCCAAGAUUUCCGAAGACGACGAGGAGCUCGGUCGAGCCUCUGCAACCCAGAAAAGCAAUUCCUUUGAUUCUGUCAAGUCUGAUUCCAGCAAAAAGAUGCCUAAAGAUUAUUGUGUGAUUCAAGAAAUGAAGAGCGAGAACGUCAGCACCGAACAUGUGGAUUUUAAAGUUGCCCGUCAACAGUGGUUAGAGAUAGAAGAGCAAACGAAAAACCUGACGCCCCAUCCAAGCACACCAACUCCAAGAUCUGGGACCUGUCAUAAUUUUAUGUACACGCCAGUGCGCAAUAUUGACAGGCCGAAGCGCGACCUCGAAAGUCUGACGCUUUUAGAAGACUACGCCCAUACGCAGUUCAGUCCCUGCUCUGAAGAUUCAGGGCUAGAUGACUCCAGUUACAGGUCACCGUUCGAUGACCCAGAUACUCCGAUCGAGAUCCGCAUGACGGGUGAACGAGAAGAAAACUUAAGGCGCGACAGAGGAAUGUCAAAAUCCUAUUCCAGUGACUGUGUACAGAUGAGAGCCAGAUCUGUCAGUUUAAACCCUGGAUUACUAUGCCAGGAAGUCGACGAGAAAAGAAAGAUGUUCGAACAUCAGGAGGACAACGGAAGAAUACCGAAAUCUCCCAGUAUCAACACACCUUCAUUCAUCAUUACCUCUUCACCAACCAAAGGCUCGCCAAAACGGGAUAUGGCUGCCAAUAGCGUCAUCAUCCUCGAACCUGAACCUCCGAGCCCACGGCACGGAAGGAUGGUGUCCUCCAAAUCUGCCGACUGGAGAUCAGAGGAUAGCCCAAAUGUCAUUAUCCUGGAAACAUCGAACCUAAUAAUUCGAAGCGCAUCUGAGUUUAACUUAAAUUCUGCCUCGGAGGAAACCCAAGAGAAGAUGUUUCUCAACAACCCAUUUUUUAAGCUGCGGUCCAGGAGCACAAUAUCUCUUGUGGAUGAGGAGAUUAAAGCGGUCAAACAAAGAGAAGAGGAACUCAGACGUCAAAGAGCCAGCAUUUACUCGAAGGACCAUUUUCUGAUGUCUCCGAAUCGUUUGGAUGGAUCACUGUUUAGUAAUUCAGAUGAUGUGCCAAUUAAAUGCAAGUCAUCCCCUUCAUCCCCAAUGAAAACAUGCAGAAUGGAUCGUUCAGUUCUGUCAUGUGAUCAUCGAUUCCCUGAGACCUAUUCAGGAGAACGACGUAAAAGUGCCAUGGCUUUGCGUUGGGAGGCGGGGGAGUUCGCAAGCAAUGAUUAAAUAAUGCAGGAUGGACAUCAAUGUAGAAGAUUUUCAAUGCUCAGACUCUUGUUUGUUUAUCGUGACUGCAUACACACUUGCUACUGCUGCUUGUGUAACUUUGUUAUUGAUCCAGAAAAUCCUUGUAUAAGCCAAGAUGCCUAAAUGUUAUUUGAUUGUAAUGUUU
Molecule: messenger RNA, 3156 nt
Organism: Paramisgurnus dabryanus
Lineage: Eukaryota; Metazoa; Chordata; Actinopteri; Cypriniformes; Cobitidae
Gene: palmdb
Product: palmdelphin b
Biological process (GO): regulation of cell shape
Cellular component (GO): membrane; cytoplasm
Source: RefSeq, a predicted model, not a curated record